This is a messenger RNA of Penicillium cataractarum, 4413 nucleotides long. RefSeq names its product putative ABC multidrug transporter. Gene Ontology annotation, cellular component: membrane. Bases 1 to 4413 code for a protein of 1470 amino acids. Gene Ontology annotation, molecular function: ABC-type transporter activity; ATP hydrolysis activity; ATP binding. Lineage: Eukaryota; Fungi; Ascomycota; Eurotiomycetes; Eurotiales; Aspergillaceae. Gene Ontology annotation, biological process: transmembrane transport. The transcript is spliced from 6 exons. The record is from RefSeq and is a predicted model, not a curated record.
AUGUCUUCGGACACAGCUAGCGAAGACAAGUCUUUGCACGAAGAUGAUCAGCAUGAAGAUGAUCAGCCAAUCUACGAACCCAUCAAUCACAUUGAACAGAGUGAGGUCGAAACCCUUACUCGUAUUGCGACCCAACAAUCUCGUCGACAAUCUACCAUUGCUCAUCGCCUCGCCUCAGUCGCCAAGUAUGACGAGUCCUUGAACCCCCAAUCCGCCACAUUCGAUCUGGGAAAAUGGCUGAGGGCUGCUAUGAACGAUGUCGCUCGCGACGGUCCUCGAGGUCAGACCAUGGGCAUUGUCUUCAAGAACUUGAAUAUCUACGGAUCCGGAGCUGCUCUACAAUUUCAGGAGACUGUCUCGGGCCUCCUGACUGGACCCCUUCGGCUGCCUCAGAUGAUCCGAGAGUCUCACUCCCCUCGCAGGCGUAUCCUCAAGGACUUCAACGGGCUUCUGAAGAAGUCUGAGCUGCUCUUGGUUUUAGGACGACCCGGUGCUGGCUGCAGUACUUUCCUCAAGUCCCUCUGUGGAGAGCUCCAUGGCUUGGAUCUUGAUAAAGAAAGCGUCAUUCAUUACAAUGGUAUCACCCAGGAGCGGAUGACAAAGGAAUUCAAGGGCGAAUUGGUAUACAACCAAGAGGUCGACCGACACUUCCCUCAUCUCACGGUCGGUCAAACCUUGGAAUUUGCCGCAGCUACUCGUACUCCUUCCCAUCGAUUCGAGGGCAUGUCUCGCUCGGAAUUCGCCAAGUACAUGGCUCAAGUCGUUAUGGCUGUCUUCGGAUUGAGCCACACCUAUAACACUCGAGUGGGUGAUGAUUUUAUCCGUGGAGUCUCUGGUGGUGAGAGGAAGCGAGUCAGUAUCGCUGAGAUGGCACUUGCGGCUUCACCCUUGGCUGCCUGGGACAAUUCCACCCGAGGACUGGAUUCUGCUACCGCGUUGAAAUUCGUGGAGAGCCUCCGUUUGCUGUCUGAUCUUACCGGCUCUGCUCAUGCCGUCGCAGCUUACCAAGCCAGUCAAAGCAUCUAUGAUGUCUUUGAUAAGGUUGUAGUCCUCUACGAAGGACGGCAAGUCUUCUAUGGCCCUGCUUCCAGAGCCAAAGCCUAUUUCGAGGAGCAAGGCUGGGAUUGCCCUCCACGACAAACCACUGGAGAUUUCCUGACGUCCAUUACCAACCCCCAGGAACGUCGAGCCAAGGCCGGCUUCGAGGGUCGUGUUCCACGCACACCCGAAGAUUUCGAGAAUGCAUGGCUUCAAUCCGCCGAUUAUCAACAGCUACAGCGCGAGAUCGCAGCAUAUGAAGAGCAGUACCCGAUCGGCAACGACCAACGAGCCGCUAUUGAGUUCCAAGAGAAGAAGCGUGACAAGCAGGCAAAUCAUACUCGUCCAAAGUCCCCAUACAUCCUAAGUGUCCCAAUGCAGAUCAAGCUUAAUACGGUCCGUGCCUAUCAGCGUCUAUGGAAUGAUGCCGCGUCGACAGUCUCGACUAUUGUCAGCAACAUCAUCAUGGCUCUGAUUAUUGGCUCCGUAUUCUACGAUUCACCCAACACCACUUCCGGCUUCUCGUCCAAAGGUGCCACCCUCUUCUUCGCGGUCUUGCUUAAUGCCCUCACGGCAAUGAGUGAAAUCAACAGUCUCUAUGCUCAACGUCCGAUUAUCGAAAAACACAAUUCCUACGCAUUCUACCACCCAGCGACCGAGGCCAUAGCAGGCGUGGUUGCCGAUAUACCGGUCAAAUUUUCUUUGGCGGUCGUGUUCAACAUUAUCCUUUACUUCAUGGCUGGUCUACGACGUGAGCCAGGGAACUUCUUCCUCUACUUCUUGGUCACAUUCCUCAUCACAUUCGUGAUGAGUGCUGUGUUCCGCACAUUGGCCGCCGUGACGAAGACUGUGUCUCAGGCAAUGGGUCUAGCUGGUGUUAUGAUCCUCGCGCUUGUUGUGUAUACUGGCUUCGUGUUACCCGUUCCGUCCAUGCAUCCCUGGUUCGAGUGGAUCCACUACCUGAACCCGAUCUACUACGCCUUCGAAAUCCUGAUCGCUAACGAGUUCCACGGAAGAGACUUUGCUUGCUCGCAAUUUGUGCCUAGCUACGCCGAUCUGUCAGGCAAUUCAUUCGCCUGCUCUGCCUCUGGCUCUAUCGCGGGUGAAACCACCGUCAAUGGCGAUCGAUACAUCUUGCUCAAUUACAAGUACAGCUAUAGCCAUGUGUGGCGAAAUCUUGGCAUUCUCUUCGCAUUCCUCGUCGGCUUCAUGAUCAUCUAUUUCGUUGCGUGCGAGCUGAACUCUUCGACCACCAGCACCGCAGAGGCUUUGGUAUUCCGCCGCGGUCAUGAGCCUGCACACAUGCGCCGUGGUAAUGGCAAGUCCGAAUCAGAUGUUGAGAGCGCCGAAACGGUGGCCGUGAGACAAUCUUCUGCCGAAGAGGAGAAUGGAAAGGGAAUGGCUGCCAUUCAGCCUCAGACUGAUAUCUUCACCUGGCGCGAUGUGUGCUACGAUAUUAAAAUCAAGGGUGAACCCCGUCGUCUUUUGGAUCAUGUUUCUGGAUGGGUCAAGCCUGGUACCCUCACGGCCCUGAUGGGUGUUAGUGGAGCCGGAAAGACUACCCUUCUCGACGUGCUGGCACACAGAACUUCCGUCGGUGUGGUAACCGGUGAUAUGUUUGUCAAUGGCAAGAGUCUCGAUGCUAGUUUCCAGCGAAAGACAGGCUAUGUGCAGCAGCAGGAUUUGCAUCUCGAGACCGCUACCGUACGUGAGUCUCUGCGUUUCAGCGCACUUUUGCGCCAGCCUGCAAGUGUUUCGAUCCAGGAGAAAUACGACUAUGUCGAGGAUGUGAUUGGCAUGCUCAAUAUGGAAUCUUUCGCUGAGGCUAUCGUCGGUGUUCCCGGUGAAGGUCUGAAUGUCGAGCAAAGAAAGUUGCUCACCAUCGGUGUUGAGCUGGCGGCGAAGCCCAAGCUUCUUUUGUUCCUAGAUGAACCUACCAGUGGUCUUGAUUCUCAGAGUUCCUGGGCUAUCUGCUCGUUCCUCCGCAAGCUCGCCGAGCACGGUCAGGCUGUACUCUGUACCGUCCACCAGCCAAGUGCCAUCCUUUUCCAGCAAUUCGAUCAGCUCCUUUUCCUAGCUCGAGGCGGCAAGACUGUCUACUUCGGACCGAUCGGAGAACAGUCACGAACUCUCCUCGACUACUUCGAAUCUCAUGGCGCUCGCAAGUGUGGUGACAGUGAGAACCCUGCCGAAUUCAUGUUGGAUGUUGUGAACGCCCGCACCAACCCCCAGGGAGAAGAUUGGUUCGAUGUGUGGAAGCAGAGCCAGGAAAGCCAAAUGGUCCAGGCCGAGAUUGACCGCAUCCACAAGGAGAAGGAAGGCCAGAGCUCUGAUUCUGAAGAUCUAUCUGCCGCCACCUCCGAAUUUGCUAUGCCUUUCUGGUUCCAGCUCUAUCAGGUCACCUAUCGCGUGUUCCAGCAGUACUGGCGUAUGCCCUCGUACAUUAUCUCCAAAUGGGGCCUCGGUAUCGCCGCGGGUCUUUUCAUCGGGUUCUCCUUCUACCAAGCGAAGACGUCACUACAGGGAAUGCAGACCAUCAUCUACUCAGUCUUCAUGCUCUGCACGAUUUUCACUUCCCUUGUUCAACAGUUGAUGCCUCUCUUCGUCACACAACGCUCUCUAUACGAAGUUCGCGAGCGGCCUUCAAAGGCUUACAGCUGGAAGGCCUUCUUGAUCGCCAACGUCAUCGUCGAGAUCCCCUACAUGAUCGUGACCGGUAUUCUCAUCUACGCCUGUUACUUCUACGCAGUUGUCGGUAUUCCUAGCUCCGUCAGCCAGGUGACCGUUCUUCUGCUUUGCAUCCAAUUCUUCAUCUACGCCGGUACAUUCGCUCAGAUGGUUAUCGCCGCUCUUCCCGACGCCGAAACCGCCAGCGCAGUUGUUGUCCUUCUUUUCGCCAUGUCUCUCACUUUCUGCGGUGUGAUGCAACCCCCAUCCGCCCUGCCCGGAUUCUGGAUCUUCAUGUACCGCGUCUCCCCCUUCACGUACUGGACCGGUGCGAUGGUCUCGACCCAAGUCCACAAUCGUGAAGUCGUCUGCUCUUCAGCCGAGCUUUCCGUUUUCGAUCCCCCCUCGGGCCAAACCUGUGGACAGUAUCUUGGUGAAUACGUCAAGCUUGCAGGUGGUCAGUUGCUUGACUGGAAUGCCACUUCGGAUUGCAGCUAUUGCGCUGUCCAGAAGGCGGACCAGUACAUUGCGCUGUCUCAAAUCUACUAUUCUGAAAGAUGGCGCAACUUUGGUAUUGUCUGGGCCUUUAUCGUUUUCAACAUCUUCAUUGCCACUUUGACUUAUUACCUGUUCCGAGUGAAGCGCUGGGAUCUCGAGAGCAUCAAGCAGAAGCUUCUUCCCUCGAGAUUUACCAAGUCGAAGGAGUAA